AUGGCCUUCACGGGCUCUGUGGACAAGGCUGUGAGCUCCGUGCUGUCCCACUCUUGUUACAACGAGGAGGACGUGCUUUGGUGGGUCAUUGUCCUAACUCUACAGCCACCUCAGACUGCAGGAAAAGCCGCACCUUGCACAUCACCCCAUGACGCUGUCACAUUAGGGAGAGCAAUUACACCAUGCAGGGAAACAGGCUGCGUCCCAGGAGCUGGUAUCUCACAAGGGAAACCAAUAUCCUCAGAUGAGAAUGGCUGUCCAAGGACCUCAGGAAACUAUCACGACUUCAGCCUGGAAAGGAAGGCUCUCUUCUGUGCUGAGGCUGCCACCCGAGGAUGCGGCCCCUACCCGUGCGGUGAUCAGGGCACGGCGUCGGCCCCUCCAGCCUGGCUCUUGCUGCUCAGUCCCGACAGCGGCCUGGCACCUGCACCUGCGGAGCCCGGACUCCAGGAGCCACCCGGAGGCGAGCAGGAGGCCGGCAGCGGUGGCGACGAGGAGGACCCCUCGUCGGCCAGCGAGGACGAGAGGCGCCCUGGUGGCUCCCGGCCCAGCUCUCCGGCCACCCCCGACCCCGGCCGGCGCCCCUCGCUGCUUGAGCGGCUGUCGGGGAGCAGCCUGGCCGCGCGGCCACGCGCGCUGCUGCACUGCUUCCGCCGCCACCGUGCUUGCAGCCUGAGCUCGGUGCCUGCGCCCCUGGGGCCCCUGCCACCGCCACCACCGCCGCCUCCACUCAGCCCCACGCUGCCCCCGCGGCCCGCCACGGCCGGCGCCAUGGCCCCGCUGCGCAGCCACAAGCCCACGGGCGCGUCCCUCAGCCCGUAUACCUGCCUGCCGUCUCUUAGGGAGACACCCCAGCCUCUCAAGCCCUGCAGAUCGCACCCUGAUUCUGCAGCUGACCUGCUGUCCGCCCUGAGUCAGGAAGAACAGGAGCUCAUCAGGCCUGUGGUCACCCUGGGAUACCCCCUGGCCAGGGCCAUCACAGCUCUUCAGAGGACGGGGAGACAGAGCCUGAGCCAAUUUCUCGGCUACCUCAGCGCCCGGGAGAGGCUGCUGCAGCAGGGCUAUGAGGAGGCCCUGGUGGACGAGGCCAUGGAGCUGUUCCAGAACUCUGAAAGCAAGGCCAGGGAGUUCCUGCGCCUCUGGGAGCAGUUCAGCGACAUGGGUUUCCAGCCGCAGCGGAUCAAGGAGGUGCUGCUGGUACACGGCAACCGCCAUGAGCAGGCCCUGGAGGAGCUGGUGGCCGGCACCCAGUGACUGUGAGGCCACUGGCCUGUGUCCUUGAAACCCAGCCGGAGCCACACAGACAAAGCUAUGCACGUUCACUAUAAAAAACAAACAGUCCCAAGGCAGGGGAAACACUGAGGUCAGCUGGCGGCGCUCCAGGAGGACUAGGCAGGGGCCAGUGAGGUGGGACUGAGCCUUGCACCCUGCCUGUGUUCCAUGUGUACCCUCUGUGUUAAUAACUUUGCUGUUGAGAAAAUUAAAACAAUAACAGUAGCAACAGAA
This is a messenger RNA of Cavia porcellus (domestic guinea pig), 1506 nucleotides long. Its product is annotated as ubiquitin-associated protein 1-like. The transcript has 6 exons. Gene Ontology annotation, molecular function: ubiquitin binding. Lineage: Eukaryota; Metazoa; Chordata; Mammalia; Rodentia; Caviidae. Gene Ontology annotation, biological process: ubiquitin-dependent protein catabolic process via the multivesicular body sorting pathway. Gene Ontology annotation, cellular component: ESCRT I complex. The coding region runs from base 1 to 1254 and encodes 417 amino acids. The record is from RefSeq and is a predicted model, not a curated record.